GCCUCUCUCCCGUCCGCGCCGCCUCUCUCCCUUCCGCGCCGCCCAAUCUUGCGCCGCCCCUCUCCCGUGCUGCUCGGGCGCACGUCGCCAAGUGCUCGGUUGCCACGCCUCGCGCAGCUGCAACGGCCACGCUCCAGCAUGGCACUGCCGUCGGCCUCCAACGUCGUCCUCGCUCUGAUCCAAGGCGGCGGCUCACUCCCCUGCCGCUACAUUUAAGAUCUGCUUGUGGAGGUGCUUCUGACCACGAAUCUGUAGCAAGAGGGGCCUAGAGGUGCCCGUGACGGAGGCUAGGUGGAGGAGAAACACAGCAAGAGAGUCGAAGUAGCCCGCAGCAAAGGAGCCAGAGCUGCCUGUAGCAUCGACUCAGAUUCUGCUACUUCCACCUCAAAGGGAUGACUAUAUAGCAGGGGUUAAGAGGGCUACACAGGAUCAUGAAGAACAUCAAGAGGAUGGGGAUCACGAAGAACAUGAGGAUAUGGAGGAGGUGGAACAAGGGCAAGGGCCAGAACAUGAGCAAGAGUUGAAUGCAAAGGUGUUGUAUGAUGUGUCGGGUGCUAUGACCAGCCAUGGACGCUUUGCUAUAGGAUAUGGCGCUGUUAGGGCAGCUGAUGUCAGAGCAGCUGCAAAGGAGAAUAAUGUGACUCAAUCAAAUCCAGUAUCAAUGCAAAUGUUGGCCCGACAAAAUGCAGAACUACGGCGAGAAAAUACCAGGCUACAAAAAGAGAAUGAUAGUGUGACGCAACAAGGCAAAGUUGCUAUAGAUCUGACAGUGGCACUUUAUCGGCGCUUUGGACUCGGACAUGAAAUUCCAGAGGCAUCCUUACGAUUUGCAUCAGCAGCAGCAGCGCAAGGAAUUGCCACUGGUGCUUCUCAUGUUGGCUCGGAGUCAACUAAUGAUGACAAUGCCGUGGAUGGCCACGAUGAAGACAAUCUCAAUAACACAUAUGAAGCUGCAUUGGAAACAGAGAACUGCCAUAGUGGACACCAUGCUUGAAGGUAGGAUGCGUUUGUCGUAGUGGCUGUUGCUAGUUGCCACUUCUAACCUUUAGAUAGUAAAGGUGCAGCUAAGAAGUUGAUGCCAGCUUUUGGGAAAGACUAAUCAACUAGUGGAUGCUUUUGUGACCUAUGGACAUCUUAAUUAUGUAGUUGUAGAUGCAAGAGCUAUGGACAUCUUAAUUAUGUAGUUGUGGAUGCAUUUUGUGGUUGUUGAUGCCAAUUGUGGGCUUCUAAUCUAAGUGUAUGGAUUCUGUUAAUGGCUGUUGAUGCCAACUUUGGGCAUAUAAUCUAAGUGUAUGGCUUCUGGA
Sorghum bicolor (sorghum) is the source of this 1304-nucleotide messenger RNA. RefSeq lists its product as uncharacterized. The transcript has 5 exons. The record is from RefSeq and is a predicted model, not a curated record. Bases 476 to 994 code for a protein of 172 amino acids. NCBI's taxonomy places the organism in Eukaryota, Viridiplantae, Streptophyta, Magnoliopsida, Poales, Poaceae.